Messenger RNA from Schistocerca gregaria, 3122 nucleotides. It is a transcript of the gene Sps1, whose product is annotated as inactive selenide, water dikinase-like protein. The transcript is spliced from 2 exons. Gene Ontology annotation, cellular component: cytoplasm. Lineage: Eukaryota; Metazoa; Arthropoda; Insecta; Orthoptera; Acrididae. The record is from RefSeq and is a predicted model, not a curated record. Gene Ontology annotation, molecular function: selenide, water dikinase activity; ATP binding. Gene Ontology annotation, biological process: L-selenocysteine biosynthetic process.
AUUCUUACUUUAAGAAUCUAUAAUAAUAUUUAUAAGGAACAAGUUACCAAUAUUGCCUUCAUUUAACACUUAAAAUGCUAUUCAUUCACAUGUUUAUUUCUCAGUAACAGGUCUAAGUCACUUUUUGUUGUUUGAAAACAUUAUUUCUCUUAAAAGAAUGUACCUGAAGAAUGUUUUAACUAACAAUUAGGAUUUUUGCUCUGAAAAAUUUCUUUGCUAUUUCAUGUAUCGAGAGCAAGGAAGUUCGGUGCAAAGAGCCACCAAUGGAAUGCACCCUACGUAAUCCCGCCGACCAAGCGCUCGGAACAAUAGAACGCCAUCGUAUCGCCAUUUUGUAAUCUGUCGAGAGGUUGGAGGCAUUGAGCGUUUAGUUGUGUUGUGUAAUAUUUGAUCAUUUUUACCAACUUUUCUGCAAAUUGCGGCAGUAUGGCAGAACUUCAGGGGCCAGCAGUGUCGCAAGAUGCGUUAUCCGUAGCACAGUUGGAGUUAGGAGGUAAUCCAAACGCAUUUGCAUUAAGGAGGCCUUUUGAUCCUGUUGCACAUGAGUUAGACGCUACUUUCCGUCUGACGCGUUUUGCUGAUCUGAAAGGAUGAGGGUGUAAAGCUCCUCAGGAGGUUCUGUGGAAACUCCUCGAGGGGCUCCAGCAAGACGAUAACAAUGCACAGGAUGAACAUGCACACUUCAUGCAUAUGCAUAUUCCUCGUAUUGGAAUUGGUAUGGAUUCCUCCGUGACUCCACUGAGGCAUGGAGGGCUGUGUCUUGUGCAAACAACUGAUUUCUUUUAUCCAUUAGUUGAUGAUCCCUACAUGAUGGGUAAGAUUGCUUGUGCCAAUGUGUUGAGUGACCUUUACGCCAUGGGUGUUACGGAAUGCGACAACAUGCUGAUGUUACUUGGUGUGUCAACAAAAAUGACUGAAAAGGAAAGGGAUGUUGUUAUUCCACUGAUUAUGAGAGGAUUUAAGGAUUCGGCGUGGGAGGCAGGCACCACCGUGACAGGAGGUCAAACUGUUGUGAAUCCCUGGUGUACAAUUGGAGGUGUAGCGACAUCUGUGUGCCAACCAAAUGAAUAUAUUGUUCCUGAUAAUGCAGUUGUUGGAGAUGUAUUGGUUUUGACCAAGCCUUUAGGCACACAAGUAGCAGUUAAUGCACAUCAGUGGUUAGAGCAGCCAGAGAGAUGGAACCGCAUUAAACUUGUUGUGUCAGAGGAUGAUGUUAGAAAGGCCUAUCAGAGAUCGAUGGAUUCAAUGGCAAGACUUAAUCGUAUAGCAGCUCGUUUGAUGCACAAGUACAACGCACAUGGUGCGACGGAUGUUACAGGCUUUGGAUUACUUGGUCACGCUCAAAAUCUUGCUAGACAUCAAAAGAAUGAGGUGUCUUUUGUGAUUCAUAACUUACCAGUUAUAGCAAAAAUGGCAGCUGUUGCAAAAGCAUGCGGUAAUAUGUUUCAACUUCUCCAAGGACAUUCCCCUGAGACAUCAGGGGGGUUGCUAAUUUGCCUACCAAGAGAACAAGCAGCAGCAUACUGUAAAGAUAUUGAGAAACAGGAAGGUUACCAGGCAUGGAUAAUUGGCAUAGUAGAGAAAGGGAACCGCUCUGCAAGAAUAAUUGAUAAACCUCGUAUCAUUGAAGUUCCAGCAAAAGAAAAAGAUGGAGAGUUGUGGUAAUACAAGUUUUCUGGAGAUAGUGAAACCCUUCAUGAUUUACACUCACAGCAACCUCAGAUAUCAACCUGAUUACUGGAAGAAAUGUUUUAAGUUCAUGGGAACUUAAAAACUGACAGCACAAUGUUAAUAGUGUCAUCAUGUUACUACAUAAAUUAUCGUGUUUCAAAUGUUUUUGAAUCAUGUAAAUAUUCAUUUGUUUGCACAUGCUGAAUGAAAUGAAUUUAAACAAAUUAUUGCUUUUAGCUUUUGAACAGUGGUUUCUUUAUUGAACUGAACUGUUGAAUUAAUUUCUGGUAACCUGAAGUUUAUGAGGAAUGUUAUAUUCUUCUGUAACCUUAACUGUCAGAAAGCCAACAAGUAGAGCAAGAAAUUUAUAGCAGUGUGUUCAUAUUUUACUGACUGAAUGCCACAUUUAGAGAUAUGACUUUUAGGACUGUGGAAGUUGAUGUAGCCAAUUGUGUAUAUAGUAGACCAUUAUUCUGUCCUGGUUGAAAAUAGCACUCUCCUGUUGUGCUUCAUUAUAUAGAGUAUCAAUAAAUGCCAUGAACAUUUUUUGCAUUAUUUUAAGAGAUAAUUGAAAUAUUGAAAUAGAAAGAAUAUGUAACAAAUGUUGAAAGUGUAGAUCUGAAAGAAGCUUUGCUUUUUCUGGUGCCAUCAGAGGGAGCAUAUACAUUGUUAGAGUGGUUUAUAUUUGCACAUAUUUUUUUAAAAUCCUUGUCUUGUGCAUUUCAUAUUCUUAGCUUAAGCAGUUACAUUUUAGAAAUAGCUUAUUUUUCACAUUAGUAUUAUAUCAAUCAUAUUAUCUCAUUUGUAACUGGAGGGAGUUGAAAUAUGUACUAUGCCUUAAUAUCUUCAAGGUAUUGCAUUUGAAGUGAACUAUGUGACAGUUUGAUAAUAUGGCAAGACGAUUGACUGUGUGGAAUUCUAUCAAAGACAUAAAUUUAUUUUGAGAGAAGUGGAAGUUAUUUAGAGUGUCAGAUUUUAAUAUUAGAGUCUUAAAUUUAUGAAGUGAUUCCUAUUCUGAAUUUAACCAACUUUGUUUGCAAAUAUAUAGUUCAUUUGAGCAUGAAUUUCUGUUAAAUGUUCUGUUGGUUUAAAUUGGUUUGGAUUUUAUGUAAUUAUAGGGAUGUAAUACCUAAAAUCAGAACAAAUAUCCUACAAUACAUAUAAGUUCUGCUUACAUCAUUAUUUGUGUUGAUAAAAGAUUUAUUUACAUAUUGACAACUUUGCUGUUUGAUGUAUUUUUGUCCCCCUCAUGCUUGGUUAUGUAAUGUUCUGAUUUUGUUACAUAGUUCGUAAUAAUACAAUAAAGUUUGUCAUAUAACAUUUACUACAACUACAGAAAGUUUUGUUUUAAAAUGUAAGAAUUUUAAUGUAAGAUUUUGGGCAAGCAAAGGCUAGAAUUUUAUGACAAAAAUUAUUCUGGGAGGAAAAUAAAAGUAAACUGUGAAAAAGAA